UGAUUUUGCAUUUCCGGGGUGAGACCUGUAUGCAAACAAUACAGAUCUCUCCCAUGUCAGCUCCUGUACACUGCUUUGUAUAGCUCUGCAUAGAAGAGCCAUACAAAGCAGUGUGCUUACAGUGUAAAGCACACACAGCCCACAUAGUAAAACAGAACACAGCACACAGUUAACCCUUUGAUCGCCGCAGAUGUUAACCCCUUUCUGCUCAGUGUCAUUAGUACAGUGUCAGUGCUUUUUAUUAGCACUGAUCACUGUAUUGGGGUCACUGGGGAUGUUAGUGACAGUUAGUCAGCCCCCCCCCCCAGUGUCAGAAUGCCCACCACAGUCCCGC
Messenger RNA from Staurois parvus, 334 nucleotides. Lineage: Eukaryota; Metazoa; Chordata; Amphibia; Anura; Ranidae. The record is from the annotation of a GenBank genome assembly.